CAAGUUUUUGGCGCCCUGCCCGCCGUCCAUUUGACUCACGACCUCCAAGCCAUUGACACCGAGCCACCAUCAGCUGGCAUCGCGACGCAUCUCGUUUGAUCAGAGAGGGUGAAAGUGUCCUCGAUUGAUCGCAAGAUGGCCUCGCUCCGGUCCUGCAGCGCGCCGCUUCGUCGGCUUGCUGCCUCGCGCACCUCGACCCUCGGCGCCGUCCGCUACUCCUCCAACAGCAGCUCGACCUCGGCCAUUGCCUACAAGGCCCUGCGAAACCGCUCCGCGCCCUUGCCCGUCACCAACGCGCCGCCCGCAUGGUCGGCCCAGGCGGCCGUGUCCAAUAUCCUCUAUGAGACGCCGACGCCGUCCAUGGCCCCUCCCAAGAGGCACAUCCUCAACUGCCUCGUCCAGAACGAGCCUGGCGUGCUGUCCCGUCUGUCCGGAAUUCUUGCCGCCCGCGGCUUCAACAUCGACUCUCUCGUCGUUUGCAAUACUGAGGUCGAGGACCUGUCACGCAUGACGAUUGUCCUGACGGGCCAGGAUGGAGUUGUUGAGCAAGCCAGGCGGCAGCUCGAGGAUCUCGUCCCCGUCUGGGCUGUCUUGGACUACAGCAAUGCCGCCCUGGUCCAGCGCGAGCUGCUUCUUGCCAAGAUCAACAUUCUCGGGCCCGAAUAUUUUGAGGAGCUUCUGGCUCACCACCGCGAGAUGACGGCUGGCGAGCCCGAGUCUCCGGAAGGCAUUGAGCGACAGACACGGUCCCUUGAGGAGACCGCCCAGGACUUCCACCCUAGCAAGCUCGCUGCCAGUGAAGCCCUGCGACACAAGCACGAGCACUUGAAGACCAUCACCUAUUUUACCCACCAGUUCGGCGGCAAGGUUCUGGAUAUCAGCACCAUCAGCUGCAUCGUGGAACUAUCUGCCAAGCAGUCAAGGAUCGACUCUUUCCUGAAGCUCGUGGCUCCUUUCGGCAUCCUUGAGUCAGCUCGCACUGGCUUGAUGGCACUGCCCCGAUCGCCCCUGCACGGUCCCAGCGAGGAGCCUCUGGUCAAGGAGGCUGACGAGGUUGUCGACAUCAGCCAGCUGCCCCCUGGUUAAGUCACCCAAGAUGGUUCACAACUGGGGCUUCCUCGGCUGUUGGCGUCUGGCGAGUAGCGGAUUUGAUAGUUGAAAUGUAAAACUUGAAUGAACUAAUUGCUGAU
Purpureocillium takamizusanense is the source of this 1190-nucleotide messenger RNA. RefSeq names its product Acetolactate synthase (gene ILV6). The record is from RefSeq and is a predicted model, not a curated record. Gene Ontology annotation, cellular component: mitochondrial nucleoid; acetolactate synthase complex. The transcript is spliced from 2 exons. Gene Ontology annotation, biological process: branched-chain amino acid biosynthetic process. Lineage: Eukaryota; Fungi; Ascomycota; Sordariomycetes; Hypocreales; Ophiocordycipitaceae. Gene Ontology annotation, molecular function: acetolactate synthase regulator activity. The coding region runs from base 136 to 1086 and encodes 316 amino acids.